GUCAGUCAGUGUGCCCGUGGCUUUCGUGAUGCGAUGUAGUGUCGCUCGAGGUCCUGCAAUCCUCUCUUGCUCUCCCGCGCUUCUCGUUACAAAUAGUUCGACGCUAUGGAAAUUGAUGUUGUGGUGUUGAAAUUUAUAUCUAGAUUAUUAAUAUUGACCCGUUUACCUCAAGAUAAUUAAUAUGUAAUUGAAAUGAAAUAUAUUUAUUCAGUUUUAGAGAGUUUUGCGAGAUGGAUAACUACAACAAAACAUAUUUUGAUUACCUUCAUUGACUCGGUGUUAAACUUGUGUGCUUGAGCAAUAUGAAAGUGAAAUGUAUUUAUUUUGUUUCUUAAACGUUGCAACAUGAAAGAUGAUUUUUAACUGGACUUAAAGGGUAAAGCGAAGGAGAGGAAAAUAAAACGAAUUGUACCGACUUCAGAAGAAACAGAAAAUGAAUAUACGAUGGCGAAAUUAAAAUGAACAAGGCGUGAAGAGAAAAUACAAAUCUCUAACGACAGCGAAUUAAAACGAAUUGAAACAGGAAAGAAAAUACCACAAACAAUAGUGUAACUAAGAGAAAAAUAAUAAUAGUAUAUUAAGAAGUAAUGAACAAUUUAAGAUUAAAGUAACUGAACAAAUGAUAAAGCAUCAAGUAAUGACAACCUCGAGGAGUAACUAAGCAAGGAGAAUGGAACAACACCAGGAAUUGUGAAAACAUUAGGGGCAAACAAAAAAAAGCUGCGAAUCAAGUUUAUCCAGAGGAAAGAACGUAAAAUGACCCUCUACAGUGGAGUAACAAUCACCUUCAGCCUCUGCUUCCUUGCUUGCAUCAGUUCAGGGUACUGCUUGCAUCAGGGGAUAAACCAGAGAUGGUGGAACGAGAGGCCGAGGCCAUACUUCACCUCGACCUCACCCUCGAACCUGACAGUGCUCUCGGGGCAAACGGCCUACCUCCCUUGCAGGGUCCACAUGCUUGGGGAGAGAUCGGUCACCUGGAUGCGUGGGAGAGAUCUCCACAUCUUGACGGUGGGUGUCCUCACCUACUCGGCCGACGAAAGGUUUCAGGUAAUACACAGUCCAGAGACGGACGACUGGACACUGCAGGUCCGGGAGACAAAGCCCUGGGACACGGGAACAUACAAGUGCCAGGUGAAUUCCCACCCGAAGAUCUUCCGUGAUGUCCAUCUCAAUGUUAUGGACAAAGGGCAAUUGGACCAUCGACUCUACAAGAUGCCAACAGCAGACUCGGAUCAAGGAGAGUAUGGGACGGUGCUUGUAGGAGGCAGUGAGAGGUACAUUCAAGCAGGGUCCUCGUUGGUUGUGGAAUGCGUCGUCACACACACUUCAGACCCUCCGCCGGCUCUCUUCUGGUAUUACCAACAGCGCCUUCUCGAUUAUGAUCACCCUAGGGGAGGCAUCGCCAUUAUGGUGGAGAAAACUAACGAACAGACAACAUCUCGCUUGUUAUUGUCGACAGUGAAGGUGUCCGAUUCGGGCAAUUAUACCUGUGUGCCCGUUAACGCCCCAACCGCUUCUGUGUCCGUCCACGUUACGACAGACGAGUUGCGUGCAGCAGUGCAGCAGGGCGGUUACAGCAGUGGUAACAGCAGCGCGUGCAUUCACUACGACCUUCUACCGAGGAGACCUAUAACAAUUCUCAUCAGCAGCGUCAAUGUCUUUCUCACAAUUGCUCGGUCUUUCCCGUUUCUAUAAAAGCCAGUCUGUCUCGUGCAGAUAAGAAGCUACACAAUGAAAUCAUUGUACAUCUGUCAUUCUCAGCAUCCAGCUGUCAUGAAGUCGCCGAUUCGUACAUUUGUUGCCGAAAUUCUUCUGUACACGUUGACACCUGAAACCAUUUUGAUCUUUACACACAAACGCAAAGGGAAUCUCAUAACAUCCGCCAGGCUACUCUUUCCAGAUUUGUUUUGGAGACAUCUUUCAUUACAUGACCGGAUAGUUUCUUGCUAUUACAAGCCAAGUUUUGGAAUUCUCUUCCUACUUGUGUUUUUCCUGACUAUAACUUCUCUGCUGUUAUUAGGAAGGGGUAUCACUCCUUUGAUGCUGGAACUAUAUAUAUAUAUAUAUAUAUAUAUAUAUAUAUAUAUAUAUAUAUAUAUAUAUA
This is a messenger RNA of Macrobrachium nipponense, 2104 nucleotides long. RefSeq names its product immunoglobulin superfamily DCC subclass member 3-like. The record is from RefSeq and is a predicted model, not a curated record. Bases 757 to 1695 code for a protein of 312 amino acids. The transcript is spliced from 9 exons. Lineage: Eukaryota; Metazoa; Arthropoda; Malacostraca; Decapoda; Palaemonidae. Gene Ontology annotation, cellular component: neuron projection membrane. Gene Ontology annotation, biological process: synapse organization.